UCGAAUUCAAGCAUAAACUUCCAAUUCAUUUUCCUUUUCCUUCGCCUUCACGAGUCCGCCUUCUCUCUCUCUCUCAAAGCUGGCAGCUUUGCACUAAAAUAUAUACACAAAAACAAACAAUAAGAUAACCCAACUCAGAGCUCUCUUUCUCAAUCUCAUUCUCUCCCCCCAACUCCCAAGCAAUCCCCUUUCUUCAAUUUCAAUCAUUCGUUUCUAUGACAAUGCUCUUCCGAUCCAAGUCAUGCGGAGUCAACCGCACACCCAAAUCUACGCUGAUCUAUUCACCUCCUUCUUCAUCUCUCUAUUUAUCCCCGGAAGAAGAAGAAGAAGACGAAGAAGACGAAGAAGACGGAGACAAUGAUGAUGUAUGUUUUGCAGCUAAUCGAGUUAGGACGCCAUUUAUGGUUCAAGAAAAAGCUCAAAUUGAUCCAAAUCAGAAUAACCCACAACAGAAUCAGGGAAAUCAGUUUCAGAUUUUGGAUAUUGUUAUGGCUGUAUUAAGGAAAUCUCUGAUUACUUGCAGCGUUGUAACAGAUGAAGUUUCCUCCACGGAUAUCGGAUGGCCUACUGAAGUCAGGCAUGUCUCUCAUGUAACUUUCGAUCGAUUUAAUGGCUUUCUUGGUCUUCCUGUUGAACUCCAGCCUGAUGUUCCUCGUAAGGUUCCUAGUGCCAGUGCAAGUGUAUUUGGAGUCUCUGCAAAAUCAAUGCAGUGUUCUUACGAUGAAAAUGGAAACAGUGUGCCAACAAUUCUUCUCAUGAUGCAAAAACGUUUGUACCUUGAAGGAGGCCUUCAGGCUGAAGGCAUCUUUAGGAUUAAUGGUGAAAACAGUAAAGAAGAAUAUGUUCGGCAACAACUUAACAAAGGCAUUAUUCCACAUGAAGUAGAUGUUCAUUGUUUGGCUGGUUUAAUAAAGGCAUGGUUUAGAGAACUUCCAAGUGGAGUUCUCGAUUCUCUAAACCCGGAAAAUGUAAUGCAAUGCAACACAGAAGAAGACUGCACUAAACUCGUGAAGUUACUUCCUCCAACCGAAGCAGCACUUCUAGACUGGGGAAUUAACCUAAUGACCGACGUAGUAAAACACGAGCAUCUCAACAAGAUGAAUGCUCGCAACAUAGCCAUGGUUUUCGCUCCCAACAUGACACAGAUGGCUGAUCCUCUAACAGCAUUGCUUCAUGCUGUUCAAGUAAUGAACUUGUUAAAGACAUUGAUCAUCGUAAAACUCAGAGAAAACAGUUUGCCCGAGAUGAAUAGAGUCUUUUCAUGUAGUCAUAGGGUUGAUCUUGAUGGAGUGGAUCAUGAUCAUGAUCACACUAAAGAUGAGUAUGAGGAGGAUGAUGAUCAAAGGGAAGGGGAAGGAAUAAUGGAGAAACUGAAGUUGAAGAAAAGGGUAAGGAGAUUGUAUAGGCAUCCAGUUUUCCAGUUGAGGAAGACAGUGAAAAAAACAUUAGGUUAACUUACUUAAUUACCCUUUAACUUUUUGGGUUAGUAUUAGAUGCUUGGUAACUCACCAAUUGGGGUUUGGUGAAAAAGCACUAAUGAUUCUCAAGUUUCUUUGUGGUUUCUUGCUUUCUAAGUGUGAGAUUAUACCUUUUUCUUAUAAAGAAAUAUGCUUUGUGACAA
Impatiens glandulifera is the source of this 1621-nucleotide messenger RNA. RefSeq names its product rho GTPase-activating protein 5-like. The transcript is spliced from 5 exons. The coding region runs from base 216 to 1454 and encodes 412 amino acids. Gene Ontology annotation, molecular function: GTPase activator activity. Lineage: Eukaryota; Viridiplantae; Streptophyta; Magnoliopsida; Ericales; Balsaminaceae. Gene Ontology annotation, biological process: signal transduction. The record is from RefSeq and is a predicted model, not a curated record.